GCCAGAAGACAAAAGUAGAGCCACCGCAUCUGUUGGUUCAAUAGCCUGCCGUGUUGGUUGGUUGGCUCAAGUCAACUGACUGACUAGUUUUUCUACUUUUGCACUAGCAGUCCAGUCUCUAUAAUCCUUGUGCUGUGUUGGUUGUUUUUGCGUCCUGGAAUUUUAUUGUCGGGUUGAGGAGGCCGGACCUCUUUCGUUACCGGCUUUGAAAGUUAAAAGAGAUAUCCGUCGUCCACACCAUUUAGUACUCGGUAAUUUCUCACUUAUAUAGCAAUCAGGAAAGGGACGUCAUGUGUCAAAAAUCCUGAAGACGUGUGUGUAUGCACUUUUAUUGAGAAAAUCAGCUGCACUACUAUGUUAAUCAUCAGACCUGGUUAGAUAAUAAUGUCUGGAUUAAGGCAGAUUGCUACGGAACCAGAAAGUUUGGAUUCCAAGGCUCUGGACGGGAAAAUGGAAAGAAGCCCCCGAUUGAGACAUCACACUAAAUCACACAGUGAAAGGAUCUCUGACUCUGAACUGAGCACUGAGACCAAUAGUCUUUCUGCUGAAUCAAACAAUGAAAAUGGCAGAUCACCUGUCAAAUCAACACCAUCUGGAUUGGACCUACACCAGCAAGUCAAAACAAAGCAAAGAAGACGUGGGGCAGAAUGGGAAAUCAUUGAUAGCUUCAAGAAUCUCCAAGGUGGGGAUCAAGUACCCAGUAAGCUUGAAGGAGUUCUUCUUAAAAAACGUAAAUGGCCCUUGAAAGGAUGGCACAAGAGAUAUUUUGUUCUAGACAAAGGCAGUUUAAUGUACGCAAAGCGUUCAGCUGAUUUAGCUCGUGGCAAACCCCACGGCUCUGUUGAUUUAGGGUUAUCAGUCAUCUCGGCUAAGAGACGUCGAUGUCGCAUCGACAUUGACGCAGAAGUAUUUAUCUACCAUAUCAAGGUGAAAUCGCGAGAAGAAUUUGGACAAUGGUUAGAAGCAUUGAAAGAACACCGUCAAUUUCGUCAGCAGCAAUUGCAAAGCCGAGAAGCGGCUCAGAAGAUGGUGGCGUCUCCGGUGCUUUCUCCUUGUAAUCGAGAUGAGAUGAGCCCUACAGGAGUUGGCGGCCUUCAUGUAUCAACCAGUUUCGGCACAGCAGAAAGUUUGAUGCCCAUGUCACGUGAAGGCUCAUUGAUGCGAAACCUAAAACCAUCGAGGGCUAAUAUGCUGUUGAGCGAAAGUUCUGCAGCAUUGGAGCAACUGAACAAUGACAUCGUUUCCGCACAGGAGAGACUCAUUCAUCUGGUUAAGUGUGCUGGGGCAUGGAGCCAUUCGUCCGAUAGUCAAUCGACGACUGGAAAUAUUUCACCGGCCACCAAGAAAGAUAGAAAAAAGUUUGUUUUGCGACGCAAAAAGAACAAAUCUAAUACGAGCACCAACUCUGCUGAGCCACCUGCUUCUGCUUCCAUGUCCGAAUCCGAGUCGGCAAAUAUCAACGUUGCACUUAACGAUAAGCACUCUCCACUGAGUUGUAGCAUCCCAUCCCUCUCGCCAUCGAUAAACGGCUCUUCGGCGACUGAAAUGUUGGCCCCGCCCAUGUCCGAUUGUAACAUGCUCUCGCCAACCGAUCCAGGUCACGAUUUUCUGAAUGGGGCUCAAGAUCUGAUAGGGCGACUCACAACGUGUUUACGCACGCUGAAUCACGAACGAGAGCGUCUCAAGUUGGUCAUCGAAACGGCCACAGAAACGUCGUCGAUUUCUUCUCGUAACGGAGCGACUUUGCAGCGUGACGGUGGCGUUGCAGUUCCUAGCAUGGUCGCCUCACUCCGCUGCGCCCUCCAUAUGGCCGUCCAGCAGAACAACGAAUUGCGUGCCCGCUUGCAGAAAAUCCGGAGCGAAGCCGAAGUGGCCAUCGAGGGCCCCAAUUUAACCAUGUCUCUGGAACUGGAUUUGAACGCUUCAGCCCGACUGGGUCAUCAUUCGCUUUCUUACAGUAGCUCUUGCGUCAGCCAGUCCGAAUUCUUCGAUGCUAAGGAGUAUCUGACGGACGUGGCCGCCAGCGAUUCAUCUUCCGAUGCCAGCGAAACGGAAAUGGAAGGCGAGAAUGAAGCGGAAGAGGAAGGCAGUGUGAGCGAAGCCAGCGAGAUGGGCAACGAAGCGUCCAACGAUCCAGAAUCUCCCGAGCCCGUGGUCAAAUGCACCACUGGCCGCCGAACAAAAUUACCAGCCCCUAAACCCAGUACUGAGGAUCUGAGCUUGUGGAAUUUGAUGAAACGCAAUAUCGGAAAAGACUUGUCUAAAGUCUCUAUGCCUGUUGUUCUCAACGAACCGAUUGGUAUGCUGCAACGGCUCAGCGAAGAAUUAGAGUACAGCGAGUUGCUGGAUAAGGCUUCUGAAACGGAGGACCCUUACGAAAGAAUGGUGCUAAUUGCCGCCUUUGCCGUUUCUGCGUACGGCUCCUCGCACGUCCGCGCCGGCCAUAAACCAUUUAAUCCCCUGCUGGGCGAAACCUACGAAUGCGUUCGAGAGGACAAAGGCUUCAAGUACAUUAGCGAACAGGUGAGUCAUCAUCCGCCUAUCAGCGCCUGUUACGCGUCUUCCGAAAAUUUCGAGUUUUGGCAGGAUAUUCGAAUCAAAACAAAAUUUUGGGGCAAGUCGAUGGAAUUCCAGCCGUUGGGAACGGUAAAUGUUCGACUUCCGAGAUACGAGGAUCAUUAUCGGUGGAACAAGGUGACCACCUGCGUUCACAAUCUGUUUGGCGGCCAACGUUGGGUUGACCAAUACGGUGACCUCAUCAUUACCAACAACAAGGGCAUUCGUUGCAAGCUGAAUUUCGCUAAAGCCUCGUAUUGGUCGUCUAAUCGUUACGAAGUUGUUGGCUCCGUCACCGACCCCGACGGCAAACUCGUCCACCAUUUGUUUGGCAAAUGGUGCGAAGGUCUGUACUGCGGAGUGGCGCCAUCAGCUCGUUGCGUCUGGCGACCCGGUGCACUUCCCGAAGAUCACGAGCACUAUUACGGCUUUUCACGUUUCGCCAUUGAACUGAACGAUCUGGAGCUGUCUCUGGUGGACGUACUCCCAUCGACCGACAGCCGAUUCCGUCCGGAUCAGCGCCUGCUGGAAGAAGGUAACGUCCCAGGUGCCGAGGCUUCCAAGUUGCAACUGGAGCAAGCGCAGCGCGAGCGUCGCAUUACCAACGAGCAACGAGGCAUCAAGCACCAACCCAGGUGGUUUAGAUGCACUGCGUCGGACAGCGUCGCCGACGAAGACGGCGAAAAAUGGGAGUUUGCCCACACGUACUGGGACGCUAGGGCUCAGUCGAAAUUUCGAGACAUGAACCUUAUCCGCCUCUGGUAGUUUAUUUGAUAAACAAAAGCAAAACAAUCAGUAGAUAGGCUCUAAAGUGUGUUGUUUUGAUCUUUUAUUUUAUUUUUUU
Daphnia magna is the source of this 3400-nucleotide messenger RNA. RefSeq names its product oxysterol-binding protein-related protein 3. NCBI's taxonomy places the organism in Eukaryota, Metazoa, Arthropoda, Branchiopoda, Diplostraca, Daphniidae. The transcript has 11 exons. The record is from RefSeq and is a predicted model, not a curated record. Gene Ontology annotation, molecular function: cholesterol binding. Gene Ontology annotation, cellular component: perinuclear endoplasmic reticulum; intracellular membrane-bounded organelle; plasma membrane. The coding region runs from base 385 to 3321 and encodes 978 amino acids.